ACACACACACACACACACACACACACACGUGUGACUUCCGGUAAAGAAGAAGGCGGGAGGAACAAACAGGGAGGAACACUGAAAGUGAAAAUAUUCAGUCUGUUGUUCAGACUCCAUUUUAAAGUCAACAGAGCAGAUCAAAUCAAACAUGUUUAAUAUUAUCCUGAGUCUUUAGUUUUGGCUCAUGCAAAUAGUGAAGGUGCGCUCUGUCCAGUACGGAUUUACACAUCGAGUUUUUUUCUACCAUGUGACCCCAGGGGCUCUCCGUAGUCCAGCACCAAACGUGAAGCAGCAAAGUGACUAUAACGACCGAAAUAAAUCCUCAAAUACCGUCACACACGAUGGACGGUGAAUUAACAAUGUUACGAGUCGGUGUUUAAUUCUGCGUGUAUCUGAUCCACCGUCCAGCACGUAUUCUAGUGAGAAAUGUAAUUCUUGAAACUGUUCGCCUCUCAUUCCCACCGUCUUCUCCCACUAAAAUAGUGCAGCUAACCAACGGAGGCUGGUGGCGAGUUGAGGCGACAAAAUCCAAAAUGUUUUCGCAGGACAAACAGCUCCUCUCAGCGUCCAACGUUAUCAGCUGAACAUUCAUGAACUCCUGUAGAGCAGGAGGCCAUAAUGGAGAAACUUAAAGAGGACCUCUGGGAAACUCUGCAGGAAUUAAAAGAAGAUGAAUAUGAGAAUUUCAAGUGGCUCCUGAACCCAGAAGGCAUCCCAAGGGCUCAGCUGGAGAAAGCAGCAAGGCGGGACACAGUGGAUCUAAUGGUACAGAAAUAUCAGGAUCCUGGAGCUCUGCAGGUAACCAUGAAGAUUUUAGGAAAGAUCAAAAGGAAUGAUCUGGUGCAGCAUUUACAAAACUCCAGCUCUGGACCAAAAGGUGGAGAGAGUAGCACUGAUGCCACAGCAGUACAGAAGCCCACUACUUCAGAGCAACCUGCAGCAGAUAGUGGACUGCAGAAGGCCUUAGAUACAUAUAAGUUCAAUCUGAGAAGGAAAUAUCAACAAGUGACUGAAGGAACUGAUGCAGCAGGAAGUGAAACCCUCCUCAACAAGAUCUACACUGAGCUCUACAUCACAGAGGGAAAGAGUGAAGAGGUUAAUAUCCAACAUGAGGUGAGGCAGCUUGAAACAGCUUCCAAGAUGAAGAUCCACCAUGACACUCCAAUCAAGUGCCACGACAUCUUUAAAGUCUUACCUGACCAAGAGAACUACAUCAUCAAAGUUGUUCUGACGAGCGGUGUCGCUGGUGUUGGAAAAACCUUCUUGGUGCAGAAGUUCACUCUGGACUGGGCAGAGGGCUCGAAAAACCAAGACAUCAGUCUGGUGAUUCUGCUUUCGUUCAGGGAGCUGAACUUGAUCAAAGAUGAGCAGUACAGUCUCCUCAUGCUGAUCCAUGAUUUCCACUCAACAUUACAGAAGGUCACAGCAGAGAAGCUCGAGUCUAAAGACUGUAAAGUUUUGUUCAUCUUUGACGGCCUGGAUGAAAGCAGACUUGAACUUGAUUUCAAGGACAAUGAGGUCGUGUCUGAUGUCACACAGAAGUCAUCAGUCAAGGUGCUGUUGACAAACCUCUUCAAGGGGAAUCUGCUUCCCUUUGCUCUUAUUUGGAUAACUUCCCGACCUGCAGCAGCCAAUCAGAUCCUAGAUCAGAAAUGUGUUGACAGGGUAACAGAAGUACGAGGCUUCACUGACACCCAGAAGGAGGAGUACUUCAGGAGGAGAUUCAGUGAUGAAGAGCUGUCCAGCAGAAUCAUCUCACACAUCAAGACAUCCAGGAGCCUCCACAUCAUGUGUUACAUCCCAGUCUUCUGCUGGAUCACUGCUAGAGUUGUGGAGCACAUGUUGACUACAGACCAGAGAGGAGAGCUGCCCAAGACCCUGACUGACCUGUACUCACACCUCCUGCUGGUUCAGACAAAGAGAAAGAAGGACAAGUAUGAUGAAGGACAGAAGACGAGUCCACAGGAGCUGACGGAGGCUGACAGUGAAGUUCUUCUGAAGCUGGGGAGGCUGGCGUUUGAACAACUGGAGAAAGGAAACAUCAUGUUCUACCAAAAAGACCUGGAGCAGUGUGGUCUUGAUGUCACAGAGGCCUCGGUGUUAUCAGGAUUUUGUACAGAGAUCUUCAAAAGAGAGAAUUUGAUCUCCCACAAAACAGUUUACUGCUUUGUUCAUCUGAGCGUUCAGGAGUUUCUGGCUGCAGUCUACAUGUACCACUGUUACACCAAAAGCAACACAGAGGUACUGAAGGACUUCCUGGGAGAAGAUUCUGAUUAUGAUGAUGAUGGUGAUGAUGAUUACCGUGUCUCAUCUCUGGAUGACUUCCUGAAGAGAGCCAUGGAGAAAUCUCUCCAAAGUAAAAACGGCCACCUGGAUCUGUUUGUGCGUUUCCUUCAUGGCCUCUCUCUGGAGUCCAACCAGAGCUUCUUAGGAGGCCUGCUGGGUCAGACAGAGAACAGUCCAGAAAUCAUCCAGAGAGUCAUCAACAACCUGAAGGAGAUGAACAUAUACAAGUCCAAUACCUCUCCUGACAGAAGCAUCAACAUCUUCCACUGUCUGAUGGAGAUGAACGACCUCUCAGUACAUCAGGAGAUCCAAGAGUUCCUGAAGUCAGAGAACAGAUCAGAGAAGAAACUCUCUGAGAUCAACUGCUCAGCUCUGGCCUACAUGCUGCAGAUGUCAGAGAAGGUUCUGGAUGAGUUGGACCUGCAGAAGUACAACACAUCAGAGGGGGGACGACAGAGACUGAUCCCAGCUGUGAGGAACUGCAGAAAGGCUCUACUUUCUGGCUGUGAACUCUCAGAGACUCACUUUGAAGUUGUGGCCUCAGCUCUGAAGUCCAACCCCUCCCAUCUGAGAGAGCUUGACCUGAGUGCAAACUUCCUGAAUAGAGAUCCGACUGGUUCAAGAUUUGAGCUUCUAUCUGCUGGACUGGAGAGUCCAAACUGUAGACUGGAGACUCUGAGAUUGUGGCUCUGCAGGUUGUCAGAGACCAGCUGUGCUUCUCUGGUCUCAGCUUUGAAGUCCAACCCCUCCCAUCUGAGAGAUCUUGAUCUAAGAGGAAACGACCUGAAAGACGCAGGAUUAAAACUACUGUGUGAUUUUCUGGAGAGUCCAGACUGUAGACUGGAGACUCUGAGAUUGAGUUCCUGCAGGUUGUCAGAGAUCAGCUGUGCUUCUCUGGUCUCAGCUCUGAAGUCCAACCCCUCCCAUCUGAGACAUCUGGAUCUGUCUGGAAACGACGUGUGUGACGUGAAGCAGCUGUGUGAUUUUCUGGAGAGUCCACACUGUAGACUGGAGUCUCUGGGAUUGAGUGGCUGCAGUUUGUCAGAGAUCAGCUGUGCUUCUCUGGUCUCAGCUCUGAAGUCCAACCCCUCAUCCCAUCUGAGAUAUCUGGAUAUAAGAGGAAAUAACCUGAAGGACUCGGACAUGAAACAGCUGUCUGAUCUUAAGGAGAGUCCACACUGUAGACUGGAGACUCUGAGAUUGACUGACUGCAGUUUGUCAGAGAUCAGCUGUGCUUCUCUGGUCUCAGCUCUGAAGUCCAACCCCUCCCAUCUGAGAACGCUGGAAUUUUCUGAAAACAUCAUCUCAAGCUCACGAAUGCAGCUUCAGGAAUCAGACGUGAAGCUACUGUGUGAUUUUCUGGAGAGUCCAGACUGUAGACUGGAGACUCUGAGUUUGGAAGACUGCAGGUUGUCAGAGAUCAGUUGUGCUUCUCUGGUCUCAGCUCUGAAGUCCAACCCCUCCCAUCUGACACAUCUGGAUCUGUCUGGAAACGACGUGUAUGACGCGAAGCUGGGUGAUUUUCUGGAGAGUCCACACUGUAGACUGGAGUUUCUGGGAUUGAUUAACUGCAGGUUGUCAGAGACCAGCUGUGCUUCUCUGGCCUCAGCUCUGAAGUCCAACCCCUCAUCCCAUCUGAGACAUCUGGAUCUGUCUCUAAACGACGUGUGUGACGUGAAGCAGCUGUGUGAUUUUCUGGAGAGUCCACACUGUAGACUGGAGACUCUGGAAUUGUGGGGCUGCAGGUUGUCAGAGACCAGCUGUGCUUCUCUGGCCUCAGCUCUGAAGUCCAACCCCUCAUCCCAUCUGAGAGAGCUGAAUCUAGGAGGAAAUAACCUGAAGUACUCGGACGUGAAGCAGCUGUCUGAUCUUAAGGAGAGUCCAGACUGUAGACUGGAGACUCUGAGCUUGGAGUCCUGAUGAUCUCUGUCAGAGUGUGAGUGAACAUCCAGGAGUGUGUGUUGAGAGAGGAUCAGCUGGAUCCUGAUGAUCCAUCUGGACCAGAGUCUGGAUCUGGAUUUUGUCAUCUUCACUUAAGUCUCUUAACUGACUACAAACUGAACAGUUAUCUCUGGAUUUGGUUGAAUCAGCACUUUACAGAUGUGUUAUACAUGAGCUGUUUGAUGCAGAAAAGAUUAAUAAACAGGUGUUAUAAGUCAGACUCUGACCCUGGGCCCAUAUUUAUCAAGCGUCUCAGAAUCACACUGAGAGUUAACGAGGACUAAAACUAAUUAAUGAAGCAGAAGAGAAUUUACUGUGACUGUCAGCAGGAGACGGAUUACUCCUGGGAGAGAGUGAGACGUGGCUGUUUUACCACAGUCAGAGCAGCAAAGUAGAAAUAAUGAUGACGUGUUGUAGUUUUCUCACAGUCUCAGCUGGAAAUAUGAAACAGUGGUAAUUUGGUAUAUUAUGUGUAUAAGCAGGUAACCAGGCAGGUAACUUACCAAGGUUAUGGAACAAAACUAUGAUGCCAAAAUUCAUUAUAAGAUGAUAUUUACAAAGUGUAAAGAAAGCCUGAGAGAUAAAUGUAGCCUAUAUGUUAAUGAAGAUAACAGGUAAUUAGACUCAACUGUGUGAAAUGAUCUUGGUUCAGCCACAUGGUUUCACAGCCUGUAAUAGUGCUGCAUCUUGCACAUAUUGCACAGACACAUGUUGCAAACCCUCUCCAUGAAGAACAUCUUCUCUUCCACUGUCCAAUUCCUCUUUCAACUUCACCCCAAGUUAACUUGUGUUCUCUACAUGAAGGUAAAUACAGCGUAACAAUAGAAACAUAUAUUGUUCAGGUGCAUCCUCCUCUCUCAAAUAUCAGGCUGUAGCUCUGCUGUUAUUUGAAGGAGCCUCAAUAAAAAGUAAGCCUAUAAAAUAUUUGAGCUGUUGUAAUGAAGUUGAGAUAUCCUUCAUUAUGCAGCUGACAUGAUUGUGUGUAAAUCAAAGUUUUAGUGGGCUGUAACUGAGGACCCUCGUCAUGCUCAUUAUCUUUACGACGUGCAUUAAGCCAGAUCAAAGUUUGAUUCAUGACUUCCAUCAUUGUGGCUUCUGACAGAAUCGUCACUGUUGCACAGCUGCAUUUUCUCCGUUACCAUAAAGUGUAACAUUGUGAGGACGUUCUGUAUUUAUUUAAAUGAUGUUGUGUAGAAACAUCAUGUGUUCUCCUCUGCAUCACACACAAAGUCAGUCUCACUAAUGAUUCUGUUUUAGUCCAAACAAUCUUUUAAUAAGCUCAGUGUCAUCAAGCGUUCCCAAAACAUCUCUCCUCUCAGGGAAUAUCUCUGCCUGAACUCCAUCUCCUGCAGCUCCGAAAUAUUGGCAGAGAUACGAAUCAUUUACCAAGUUUGGAAAGUUGAUAAAAGGCUUUUUCUCCUAAAAGUAGAAGCAGAGAUGCGUCACUCUGAUCGUUUUUGGCCAGUUAGGAGUGAUUUCCUGCUCUGAGACGCUUGAUAAAUACGGGCCCAGAUGUGACAGAUGUGACAGAUUGGAUGUCCACAAAUUUCAUUCAGUUCAAUUCAGAAAGAAUUUAUCAUUGGUCCAGAAAACCUGCAUGCAGGUCAAAUCAUAUCUUGGUUCUGUGGUGAAAAACUUUGUAUUUUUUGAUUCCAGUCUAAGUUUUGAUGAUCAUAUCAGCAGCUGGUCCAGUCCUGUUUUCACCAUUAAAACAUAUUCAAAUAAUAUCUAUAAAACCAGCACAGAACACUGCUGCUGUCAGACUUUGAACUAAAAGCAGGAAAAGAGAUCAUAUUACUCCAUUUCUAUCAUCACUU
Molecule: messenger RNA, 6044 nt
Organism: Thunnus maccoyii (southern bluefin tuna)
Lineage: Eukaryota; Metazoa; Chordata; Actinopteri; Scombriformes; Scombridae
Product: NACHT, LRR and PYD domains-containing protein 14-like
Exons: 14
Coding region: 619-4206 (1195 amino acids)
Molecular function (GO): protein binding
Source: RefSeq, a predicted model, not a curated record